Molecule: messenger RNA, 3649 nt
Organism: Drosophila subobscura
Lineage: Eukaryota; Metazoa; Arthropoda; Insecta; Diptera; Drosophilidae
Exons: 5
Coding region: 209-3580 (1123 amino acids)
Source: RefSeq, a predicted model, not a curated record
CUGCUUUCGGUUUCGUUUAGUUUCGAGCAUCAGCAAAAGUGCCGUCGAGCGGAAGUCUCGCCCAGGUGGCAACCAGAAGAGAGUGAAGAGAGCGGCUCAAAGUGCAGUGAUCGGCGAAAGGACGUGCAAGGACUUUGGCUGCCUUAAGCUUAUGAAUUGCUGACGUGAGUUUGGGUAGCAUCAAGAGACGAUUCCCGCUCCACCGAAAAUGCAGUGGAAAAUUGCAAUUCUAAUUAUCGUAUUAGCCGGCAACGUGUCGUGCAUAAGAAACGCAAACGGAAAUGACAAGCAGCACAUUUCCGUAAAGUUGAAAAACUUCUUUCCCUCGGAGCCGCUGAACGAGGGAGGCACCAAGGAGCCACCGCCACAAAUCUCCGCACGCGUCACCUCCAGCUCGGGCUUUCGACCCUCACAAAUGCUGGAGUUUACGCCUUCGGAUGUGAUGCCCAGCGGUGGACUCAAUCGGUAUCCGCCCAGCUAUUUGGCGCCCAACUAUCAGCAUCAGUUUCCCAGCUCCCUGAAGCUGUCACAGGCGGCAAUGGACAAGCAGUUCUCAUUCCCCGAAGAGUCAUCGGGGGGCUACAACCAUCAGCUGGGCAGCACGCCGAUACCCACAACGCCGAUUGUCAGCUACCUGGAUCCGUACACCCAGCAGAACUAUGGCUAUGUGCAGACAGCCACUCCACCCACUGUGAUCCAAUAUCAGCGGGAACAACCCGACGACGAUCAGGUCUACACGGUGCAAUCCUCGCUGCUGGUUGGCAGCCAUCAGCCUCAGCAAUCACGUCCUGGAUUUGUGGACGAUGUUUAUCUUAAGCGUCCCGGCUAUGUCUUCGAUGAGAGCCCCGCGUCGGCGGUGUAUCGGAGACCCACGAAAGCACCGCCUGCGCUGCCAGCGCCACCCACCACAGCGUCGCAUAAAAUUUCAUACGAUUCGCAUGAUUACCCACCGCCAAGCUAUGCAGCCGAGCAGACAUCCAAUUUUGUGCCCCAAACACUGCCCGAAAGGCCGCUCUACAACCGCCAAGACAUCAAUGACAAUCGACCAGUGGCCCAACGACCCCAGCACCAGCCCCAGCCCCAGUACCAGCCCCAGUCCAGGCCUCCACCAUCCACGUCUAAUUAUGCAAACAACUUUGAUAAUUAUUUGCAGCGGCCACCACCCAGCUACCAGAGUCAGAGCCAGAGCCAGAGCCAAUCGUAUGCCCAACCCCAGUCUCAGUCUCAGUUGGGAGGGUCCAGUCCGACGCACUAUCAAUACGAGCCGCUGGCAAGACCCCAGCCAGGAGUGGGACAUGGACAGGGACCAAGACCAGGACACAAUUACUACGAGUAUCAAAUUGGUGAGAUACCGCCACCGCAAUCCCAGCCAGGACAGCGACCGAGUCAGUACCCAAACCAGUACCAACAGCAGCAGCAGUUCAACUAUCGUCCUGGAGCAGGGCCAACGACAUAUCGACCCAGUCAGUCGUCGGGCAGCGGCGGUGGUGGCGGAGGUGGUCUGGCCACACUGGCAUCGCUGUUCAGCUCAACGCAGCAGUACGCACCGCAAUUUACGAACCUUCUCCUAGGUGGAGGUGGCGGCACAGCCUCCCAAUCACAAUCCAGCCCAUUAGGCAGUCUACUCGGCGCAUUCGCUGGCAAUGGAUACCAGCAGCAGCAGCAUCAGUAUCAGAAGCCUCAGCAGGGACGACCACCCAACACACAACUCAUUAGAGCCCUGGAGAACAUCGCACGCAACGACGAUUUGGAGUGUGUGCCCAAGGUGCUCUGCCAGAUGAUUGCCGGUCAAACGUUACGUGGCCAAUUGCCAGGCUUCAUUACGUCCCCAGCCAUAGCCAAUUUCCUCACUGGCUUUCCCGUCGCCUCACCCGCCCUCAUCUAUGGCCGGGCUGCCCUGCUGGGACUCAGCGGUGGAGAGCGCAGCUGCCUGCAGAGCUAUGAAAAGUGUCCGAAGAAUGAGAUGGAAAUCAUUCACUAUCUGAACAAUCAUCGCGGGGGCUUCUUCAAGUUCUUUAGCGAGCCGGAGGAGCAGCCGGUGGCGGCGCAACAGAGCGAAGGUGGCGCAAGUUCAUUCUUCAGCAUCCUCUCAGCCCUGACAGGAGGUGGUGGAGGUGGCCAGAGCCAGGUGUACACCACACCGCGACCUGUGGCACCCAGACCACGACCCACGCAGCGACCCAGCACGGACAUUGCCAGCGGCAUUGGCAGCUUCUUCAGCCAGGUACUGUCCGAGUACCUGAAUGGCGUGGAGUACCAGCGCAGGAGGAGGCGGCGGAGGAGGAGCCUGUUGCCAACGGAAAUUAAACGCGCCAUUCAGACGGAUGAUGCCAGCCUGAUGCCAGUCGACUUUCACGACGAGGAGGACAGCCUGGACACGCAGUCGGGGAGGAUGGUGAAGUUCCAAGACGAUGACGAGGCGGAGGCGGCCCAGGCCCACACCGAGCUGAUUGGAGUGCUGCAAUUUCCCGAAGACGAGGGUCGCGUCGUCAACUUCAAGGACAUUGAGAGUGAGGAGGAGGAGUAUCAGGAUGGGGCUAUCCGCUUUCCGGACGCCACUCCGGCGGAAGCACAGCGCAACGACCAGAGUAAAAUUAUCCGCGAGUUCAAUCGCGAUGCGGCCCAGCGCAAAUUGAGAUUUCCCCAGGAAAGGGAGGAGGAGGCGGAGGCAGCUGGAGCUGUCAGACAGGCUAAGCACUUGGCUCUCAUGGAGGGUUGGCGGGCUGUGCUGCCCAAUGGCCUGAACGAGGCGGACUACGGUGUGGACAAGCGACGCGGCAAGAGGAUUGUUUUCAGGGAUACCAACGAGGAACUGGACGAGCAGGCAGCGAAUGAGGAGAGAUACAGGGAGGAGCAGCAAAGGGAGGCAGAAGAACAGUUGCGAGAGGAAGAAAUCAGAGUGCGGGAGAGAGAGGAAAUGAUCAGAGUGGAACACUUGAGAGAGGAACGCAUCAGAGAGGAGCAGCUGCAUGUGGAACGCAUCAGAGUGGAACAGUUGAGAGCGGAACGAGUCAGAGAAGACGAGCUCAAAGUCGAACGCAUCCGUGAGAUUCAGCUGAGAGAACAGCAAAUUCGGGAUGCACCCGAGCGCUAUCCACUGAAUGCAGUCUACGAAGAGGCAGCUCCACCCCAGCGAGGAGCACGAGUCAUCUUCCCCGAUCACUAUGAGCGCUAUAUACGCAAAGGAAAGAUACUGAAUCGACCCACCUAUGCGCCCAGCUACGAAUACAGCGAUCGGAGGGAGGAGAAGGAAGAUCGUUUUGUGCUGAGCAAUGAGCACAGGCCUGGUGCACACUACCGCCUGGAGGCAGGCGACUACCCGCAACCAAACACCCUGAACCAAGGCGAGUACAUGCCCAGCAGCAGUACGGUGCGCUUUGGGGACCCAUCCAAUGAGCGUCCCGCUCCACAGUACAACUAUCCCAAUGCGAAUUACAUCAGCGACAAUCGUUAUGGCAGCAGGCCAAGUCAGAAGCCUCGAUACGAGGAUGACAAGAACAUUUACGUGACGAAUUCGCAGGGUGUCAAUGAGUACUACAUACGACCCGAUGGCAGCAAGGUUUACCUGAGGGCGGGUUAGAGUUCGAAGGCUAAGCGUUGCUCGCACCAAAACCCCACUGAGAGGCAGCCCACACAAAUAGUCACAUAA